AUGGAAGAGCUCACCAUCUCAAGCUCACUCGCGCAGCUCGAAAGAAUAGGCCAAGGGCGCUGCGGGACCGUCUGGGCCGUCCGCUGUUCAGCCUGCGAUGACCACAGCCAUCUGGCCAUGAAGCGCGAGGAUGGCAGCACCGGAAGGUCGAUAUCGCACGAAUACCGAGUCCAUCAGAAGAUAACGAGAGCUUCCACGCAAUCAAGCUUAUCGUCGUUUGCCAUCCCUCGAUCCGUUGGCUUUCUCGCUGCCGAUGACGCCGCAGCUUGGUCUGUCAUUCUGCCACGCUUUCCCCCCGACUACACUGCCUGCAACGCCAUCGUCAGCGAAAAGAUUCUCCCCGUCAAGGAAUCCGCCCGGAGACUCCUCGUGCACAAGUUUCGGCCUGAUGUAGACGAAGAGGAGAUUAUGAGGAGCCAGAGCAACGAACACUGCCUCCUUCGACCGUAUCUCGGCCGCCGGAGAUACCACCAGACACUCAGCCUGCGCAACUACCCGCUGCAUAUGGAUCAGAUGGAGCAGCUUGGACUUGAUCCGAGCGGCUAUGCGGUGGCCAUGGCGGACGCUUUGGCGUUCCUGCACUGGGUCGCCCACGUUGACGGCAAUGAUGUCGAGUUUGUGCUCGGUCGACCUCGAUGCCGACCAGAUAUAUUGUCUGCGACCAGGACUGGAGGUAAUAUAUCUUGCUCUAAUACUGCAGUCCUGGGUCCCCACGAGGUGUGGAUUCUGGAUUUCGACCUCUGCCGAGACAUGUCUCUCGACGAGGAGGGCGUUGAUCAGGCGAAUCGUGCCUUUUGGGGCAAUGACCCUUAUUUUCCCCGGCCUGGGAGCAGCAAUCUGGCGGAUCAGAGGCUUUGGACAAUGUUCCAGGAUCGAUACAUCGAGUCCAGCGCCGCGGCAUUGCACGGAGAGCCGGAUUGUAUCAAGAGACUCCCCGGCCUGUUUAUCGAGCAGAUCAAGCGAGCCAGGGCUGUUUCAAGUUCCUAG
This is a messenger RNA of Trichoderma citrinoviride, 987 nucleotides long. RefSeq lists its product as hypothetical. The record is from RefSeq and is a predicted model, not a curated record. The transcript has 2 exons. The coding region runs from base 1 to 987 and encodes 328 amino acids. NCBI's taxonomy places the organism in Eukaryota, Fungi, Ascomycota, Sordariomycetes, Hypocreales, Hypocreaceae.